Molecule: messenger RNA, 3437 nt
Organism: Paramisgurnus dabryanus
Lineage: Eukaryota; Metazoa; Chordata; Actinopteri; Cypriniformes; Cobitidae
Gene: bend3
Product: BEN domain containing 3
Biological process (GO): rDNA heterochromatin formation; negative regulation of transcription by RNA polymerase II
Cellular component (GO): heterochromatin
Molecular function (GO): rDNA binding
Source: RefSeq, a predicted model, not a curated record
AUAGUGUAGUGCAGAAUAACUUAUUUUAAGUGUUGUUAAAAGUUUAAAACAAACACACUGAAUACGCGUCUGUUACGUGGACGAUCAAAUCCAUAACUCGAGUGGCUUCUUCAAAUUCGGUAUUACCCAUGCAUCGCACGUAUCCAUGUGCAUUUCACGUCCACGGCGCAGCGCGCGCGGAUUCGCGCGAGGUGGGCUGGCAGGAGCCCACAGCAAACCCACAGCUGUGCGGAAAUGACACAGUACCGUCACGUCACGCGAGAGGGCACUGACAAGAGAAAAAAGCAGCGGAGAGAAACACGGACAGCAGUUAUCCGUGGACAAAUCCACAGGAUUUAAAGACGCGGUCAUGACGGAUGUCUCCUAACCUAUCGCGCACUGCUGCUGGCAAAGGACAUGAGCUCCUCUGUGUGUUUGGUUAAUGCAGACGGACAAGUGUCUAAUAAAAUUAAAGUGGAGAAAGAUGCAGAAGACAUUACUGAGAACACAGACGGAAAGAUGGAGAGUUUCUUUCAGCAGAUUACAAAACGUUCAGCGGUGCACACAGGUCCUGAUGGUCACGCAGCAGAGAUGGACCGGACCCAUUGCCGAAAGAGAGUCAAGGUGACAACGCAGGCAGGAGAACAUCUCCAAGAUGGCAGUUUAGAUAAUGGAAGCAGGUCUUACUCUCACGGGCACAGAUUAUCUCCUCAGGAGCAGAUACACAUCUCUUCAUACAGAAAACCACUUUACAGCAUCACCCAUCGCAUUUCCGAGCGUAAAGCUUCAUCUAAUUUGGACCAGCAUGGAGCUCACAAUGGAGUCAGAGGGAGCCAUAAUGGUCUCCACGUCCACAAACUUAGCAGUAAGCAUCACACGUUGAAGACCUCCCCUACUGUGGGAGUCACAGGGUCUUCUGCUGCCAUGGAUUCUCAUCUCUACCCACUCAUCGAGAAGAUGUUUUUUCUCCUCAACACGCUGAAUUCCAGCAUGACCCAGCUGCACAGUAAAGUAGAUUUGCUCUCGCUGGAAGUGACGCGCAUUAAAAAGCAGAUGAAGCCAUCUGAGAUGGUCAUGGAAUUUCAGCCUCCACCUGAAUACCAGUUGACCAGCGACGAGCUGACCCAGCUAAUGGAGCAAACAUCCACCGCGGGCGAGCUGGGCUGCAGGCUGCUCGUUCAGCUGUUCCCAGAACAUUUCACAGUGAAGGAGUGCACGCACGGCUGCAGCGCGUGCGGCCUUUCAAACAAACGCACGUUAGAUUCGUUGCACCUUCAGUUAAUACGUAACUACGUGGAGGUCUGCUACCCACUGGUGAAAAAUGAAAACGUAUGGCAGACGGAGUGCUUGCUGCAGAUCAAUGAUUUCUUUAAUCGCUUCUGGGCGCAGAAAGACAUGGAGAGCAGUCAGGCGUGUGGUAAACAGGCUACAGUGGUUAUCGGGUUUGACGUAAAACAAAACCACGGGUGCCAUUUCAUUAAUGAAGAUGCCCAGGAUGAGAACCUUUCCCUAAACUCUGGAGAGAACGGUAUUGAUAUUCAUUCCAACAAUAUUAGCUCAGAUGCAGCUGUCGAUUCCAGAGAAGCUGUUGAUGACUCAGAAGAUUUAACCUCUCCUGAGGAUCUUGUCAUUUUUUUGUUGAACAGACUCUUCCCGGAAGUGUUCGAGGAGGGCAGGUUGCCAGAGGGCCACAACAGCAUUGGACAGUUGAUUACUGAAUCAGACAGACUAGAGAUUGUACGAAAAUACAUGGAGGCCAACUUUCCUGAGGUACCCGAAGACACCUGGCUGCAGUUAUGCAUACAGCGAAUGGAGGAAGCAUUGGAGGGCGUCUCAGAAAAUGGGAGAGGUCACGAUAAUAAUCGAGAGGAGAUUUACGACACCUCCCGUCUCCAUGAUAACAUCUCCAUUGUUAAGAUCGGCGAUUUGUGCGAUUAUGAGAAACCGAAUCGGAGGUCUAAAAAAACAUGGCUGGACCCGGUAGAUUUUGACCAACUGGAAAUUCCACUACCAGACUUUGAUGUUCCUCAGAAGUAUUUACUUACUAAAGAACAGCUAAAAAACAUCUACGAAUGCAGUUUAUCUAUUGGGAAUUUUGCCUCCCGUCUCCUGGUUCUCAUGUUCCCUGAGCUGUUCACUUAUGAGAAUGCACGAAAACACUACAACUGCAGUGGAUCUCUGGGGAAGAAACAACUGGAUCCCGUAAGGGUCAAUCUGAUCAGACAUUACGUCCAGCUGCUCUACCCACAGGCUAAGAACGAUCGCGUGUGGACCCUUGAGUUUGUAGGUAAACUCGAUGAGCGUUGUAGGCGUCGGGAUACAGACCAACGCCGUUCGUACCAUCAGCAACAGCGGAAGAACUAUUCACCCGAUCAAGAAUCCGACCUAAAGGACUCUCUAACUGCUACCCAAAUCAACCUUCUCACCUCAGAUCAUUUGAAGGAGGAUUUUGAAGUCUUACCCAUACCUCUGGAGAAAAGCAGCAAGGACUUCUGCAAGAUUCCUCUUGAGGAUCUCUCAGUGUCCGCCCCAGAUUUCCCAGUGCCUUCUGAUUACCUGCUCACGGAUGCCGAGGUGAGGGAGAUCGUCCAACAGAGUCUGUCCGUGGGGAAUUUUGCCGCCCGUCUUCUGGUCCGCCUCUUCCCUGAGCUUUUCACACAGGAAAAUCUACGGCUGCAGUAUAACCACUCUGGGGCCUGCAACAAGAAGCAGCUGGACCCUGUGCGUCUUCGACUAAUUCGCCAUUAUGUGGAGGCCGUGUACCCCGUUGACAAAAUGGAGGAGGUGUGGCACUACGAGUGCGUGCCGAGCAUCGACGAACGCUGCAGGCGGCCCAAUCGCAAGAAGUGCGACAUUCUAAAGAAGGCGAAGAGAUCGAACAACACUGUGACUUAUUCCUAACAAUUUUCCUGCAAAGUGCAGUCUCGUUUUGCUAUAUUUUACACAAUGUAGUUGUUAUUUGCACAAGUCUAUAAGCUGAAGCAUAUUAACAAACCCCAUCCUUGUUUUGAGGUCUGGUUUGGUUGGUUGAGUCCACGUCUGUUGGCAUUAAGCAGGAUGGGUUUUUAGGUGACAGAAAAGUUUUUGAUUGAGGCCACUAUCACGCGAGAGUGAAAUAUUAGUGUUAUUAUAAUAUUUAUAUGCCAAAAUACUAUCGUUGUAAUUCUAAUAGAUAAGCUACAGUAGCCUUAAUCAACUUAAACCUAAACAUUUAGUUCUGUAAAAAAACAAUAGGUCACUUUAGUUCGGGGUGAGGGCAGAGAAAAUAUAUUUUUGUUUUAGUCGUAGCAAUGUUACAGCACUGGCUUUUUCUAAUUAUUCACCAUAUGGAAGAAUGUCCCUGCCUUACAGAAAAUCAAUCGUAUUAAUCUGUAUUAAACUAUAGCAACAGGUUAUAUGUUAUAUAUAUUUUUAAAUAAAAAUUAACUUGCAAGCAAAUAUGAAUUUUAUGUUGGCUU